AAGCAAGAUGCAUUGGAUAACACAAGUGCAUGUGGUGUAUUUGGAUGAAGCAACCGAACGAGAUGUUGCGAGCACGUGUACGUGCUGCGUCAAUCCACGAGCACUUACAUUCUGCCAAGUUUUAUUUUUCACAAAGAAAGUAAAUGAGAGAAGUCAUGUCAGAAGGCUAGAUCAAGCAAGUCUAAACAUUAUCAGUCGAAUGGCGGUAAAGAUUUGUUUGAAAGCCUUGGCAAACAUAGUAUUUUGCCUGAUACAGAAGUCACGACGUAUGGGAUAAAAGGUAGUGGUG
Molecule: messenger RNA, 289 nt
Organism: Cylicocyclus nassatus
Lineage: Eukaryota; Metazoa; Nematoda; Chromadorea; Rhabditida; Strongylidae
Source: the annotation of a GenBank genome assembly